GUUUACUGUGCUGCAGGCCAUAUAUGCGUAUCUAGGGGUUUUGUUAAUGUUUAAUUUCUAAUUACACUUUUUUUGUAAUAUUUUUCAUGAUAAUUAUUUUUUAACUCAUAAUAAACUAGAUAAUUACAUAAUUUUGCUUUUAAGCUCUUUGAUAAGAGAACUAUAAAGCUGAAACCCCUUGAAAAAACAAAAACUGGUGUAGUUCUCUGGUGUGGUUGUAUGACUCACCCGACUCCCGCACUCAGUUCUAGUAGUAGUGGUUAUACGACGACGAAGAAAAUGAAUCGCAGCUUACAACCAGAUUUCAACGCUCUUCUUAAAGAAAGAUUCUUCCCUGUUCAUUCCUCAGGUAUGAUCGCCUUAUAGUAUGCGCAAAAAUACUGAUGUUUUUGUCAAAGAUUUGGGCUAAGAUGGGUAUAAGUGGGCUUUUCAGGCUUUAUUAUUAUUAUUUUUUUAUAUAUUAUUGUAAAGGGACGCUAUAUUAUGGUUAAAUCAUAUUUGUAGCUUCUACGAUUCGUAAUAUAUUAAUAAUUAGAGAAGAAAUACAGUAUAUCAAAAAUAAAAUACGACAAGUCGAAGCUAGCAAACAAUAUCCAAGUGCGUGCUGAUAAUAGAAACAGCGCUUACAAUAAAGAUUCAUAUUGGAUUUGCGACGUUCUGACCUAGGCAUAGGCUUCGUUGGCACCUCGCCAAUUGGCCGUUCGCCAAGCUUUUGAAUUUGUAGAGGUCGCUUUUCGUCAAUUUUAUAACAUAUAGAUUCAACGAAAGCUAUCGCGAUCGUAAUAUACUUAGAAUAGUCUCGUAUUUUUUAUAUUUUGAUGUAGACUAUUUUAAAGACCAUGCCUGUUGUUGAGACAGCUAGUUAUGCCUAUUGCGAUGGUAAGUGUCUUAAGUUCUCCUCGCAGACCAUUAAAAAAAAUAAUAACAAAUUUUUAAUUAAUUAGUUCUAAUUAAAAUUAAAAUAAUAAACAAAACCCGUAUUUAUAGAAAAUAAUUAAAAAAAAAAUAAAUUGAUAAAUGCGCAAAACGCAACCUUUCCUAGAAUGUUAAACAUGGUGGAUAAUCAAUAGGAAUUAUAAAAAUGUUAUUAACAGAUGUCGCUAGUUGUUAAAAAAUAUUACGAAAUUCUAUAUCGUAUCUUUUUGCAGCGCCAGUUUCUUCCGGACCAACUUCAUCUCCUCCAGCGGAUGAUCUAAACCAUCACCACUCUCGUAUGAGCCCUAUUGGAGAGAAAAAUGGAGUUCAAGAGUUACGCAAGAUUAUAUCGAUGUAUCUUGCUCAUGUUUACCAUAGCGAUGAAAAGCGAAUGGGUAAACGUAAAAUGAAAAAUCUUUGGGACAAGGCGCCAGAUGAUUGGCCCGAGGGAAUUCCCUUCGUAGACCCUAAUAACGGUCUUAAAGAAGACAAUGGUAAACAAUUAAAACCUAAAAAGCAUGAUUUGGUCCCGAUGUAUAAUUUUCUUCGUCAAAAAUACGAAGCAAGUAUAUCAGGCACCCAAAGUGUCAUUCCAACUGGUGAAAUGAGAGGAUCCUAUAUGCAUGAGCCCACGUUUAGCCAGAUCAUAUCUGAACAGGAACAAACAACAAUUUCCACACAUAGCACUUCGACUACCAUGGCAUCAACCUUUAUGGAAACGAACCAGCAAAGUUACGAAGAUAUGUUUCAAUCGCAGCUGACAGCUGACUCUUCAAGUCGCAUGACCAAUGAGGUAACAGAACAGGGAAAUCAUCUGUUGUUGAUGGACGAAUCAGAGGUUUAUGGAUACUGCACACUAGACCCAAAACCCAAGGAAGAAGAUAUACAAGUCUUCAUGAAGACCUAUAAAGUUAGUCCGGAUGAUAAGUUAGAUAUGGAAUUGGAAGCCACAAUUGAUGAAAAAUCCCAUUUUAAGGAGUGUUCUCCAUCGGCAAGAUUCCAUAGGCAAGAUCAAAAAGACAAACUUGGAUUUUUUCAUAAGAAAUCGAAAUUUUAUAGAUUAAAACCAAAUGAACCAGAUUUCUUUACUCCAUGUGACGCUAAGAGAAUAAAAUUGAGCCCGACAGCUAAAUCAAUGGAUAUGGACAUGGACAUGGAUAUGGACACCAGUUACAGUAAAGAGAUACCAGGAAAUUUUAUCCUAGAAAAUAAAGAAGUAGAAAAAAGUCCGAUACCCGACUUUGAAAUAUUACUUGGAGGAAACAAUAAACCAAGAAGAUGAACAGACAAAUAGUAUAGUUAAUGAAAAAAAAAGUGCCAUUUAUUUAAUACUUUUUCUAAAUCGAAAUGCUGUAAUAGUUUAUUUCGAAUAAAAUAAAAUCUAUAAAAAGUGAUAUAUGUUAAUAUAAAACAUAUUUCAUUCUUCCAAAAGUUUAUUGUAUAUUAUUUAAUCGGUAAAAUUGCAUCGAAAAUUAUAUUCUAACUUCACAGUAACGAAGAUGGUAUUGGAUUGCAAUAAACCAAUCGAAAUAGUAUGGAAAUAAUCUGUUAUGAAGUAUAAAAGUGUGUACUUGAGUACGAAAGAUAAAUAAUUCUAAAAUGAAGCAUAGGAAAUAAAUUGCAGAUUAACUAAAGUCUUUUAGCUGUGUAUAGUAAAGAUAUGUAAGCUAGAACUCCACUUGAAUUUUGUCACAAAAAAGAUUAUAGCAACAAUCAUUUACAGCGACGCAUGUCAUAUUUUAUAUCAGAAAGAUAAAUGAAUAGGAAAAUAUGAAAGGGAAAGAGAGAUUUAUCUAUUAAUCAUGAAAAGUAGAAGACAAUUAAAAAAUAUUUAUAAUUAUUAAUAAUAUUGUUUUCUAAUUAGUCUGUAAACCAUUUCAAACAUUCAUCAUAAUGAUGAAUGAAUUUGGAAUAUGAUGUUACGUUGUUGAAUUCUUUAAACAGUAAUUCAUAAAUUAGAAAGAAAAAAAAACAGAAUCAUUCAAUAAAUUAAAAAUUGAAUGGAUGUUUUCAAGUUUGAUGUAAAAAAAA
Messenger RNA from Dimorphilus gyrociliatus, 2946 nucleotides. The record is from the annotation of a GenBank genome assembly. Lineage: Eukaryota; Metazoa; Annelida; Polychaeta; Dinophilidae.